ACGGAGCUGAAGAUGGGAUGCUGCGCUACCCUGUGCGUAAUCCACAAGGUGCUCUGGGUACAUUUUGAGAUGACAACACGCGGACCCAUGUUUUAGUCUUAUGCUAUUUCAUUAGUUCAUUAGCAGAAUGCAAUGCAUUUGCAGAUCAGAAUGAGCGUUUUUAAAUAAUAUAUGGGUCGCUGGAUUCGGCGUUUUUUUUUUCGCGUGGCACCUGUUGCCUUUUCUGACAGAUUUUGGGCGACGAAUUGACGGCGACCUAGAUUUUGUUUUUCAAUUCAGGACAAUGUCGGAAGAUCAGUUGUACGGUUCUUCUAACUCAAGUGGAUAUUAUUUUGGCAACGACUCAACCAAAAUCCACUCCAACUUCGCGUUUUCUGGACCUGUGUUUGUCGUUUUGGUAGUGUUGAUGGUGACUUUGGUUGUUGUGAUUGUCCUGGGAAACGCGUUGGUUAUCUUCGCUUUCAAAGUAGACAAGAGUUUGAGGAGACAAUGCAACUACUACCUUCUGAAUUUGGCAAUAUCGGAUUUCCUUGUAGGGGCCUUCUGCAUCCCGCUCUACAUGCCCUACGUCCUGACGGGCCGCUGGACGCUCGGCCGAGCCCUGUGCAAACUCUGGCUGGUGAUGGACUACCUUCUGUGCUCCGCCUCCGUCUUCAACAUCGUGCUCAUCAGCUACGACCGCUUCCUGUCCGUCACGCGGGCGGUGAGCUACCGGGCCAGGCAGGGCAUGCCCCACCAGGCCAUGGCCAAGAUGCUGGGUGUGUGGCUGCUGGCCUUCGCCCUGUACGGCCCCGCCAUCAUCUUCUGGGAGCUGGCGGUGGGCCGCAGCCGCGUGCCCACGGGCCAGUGCUUCGCCGAGUUCUACUCCACCUGGUACUUCCUGCUGAGCGCCUCCAUGCUGGAGUUCUUCUCGCCGCUGCUCUCCGUGGCCUUCUUCCACCUCAGCAUCUACCUCAGCAUCCGCCGCCGCCGGAUCCUCCACAGCAGGGAGUCCGCCCCCCGGCCGCCGCCGCCGCCGCCGCCGGAGCCCCGCGUCCUGCCCCGCUCCCACCACCAACACCACCACCCCCACCACCACCACCUGGCCGCCGCCGAGGCAGCCUCCCGUGCCCAGGGGAAGGACGGCCCCCCGUCGUCGCGUUCCCUGCACCAGCACCACGGGGGUCUGGGGGCGAGGCUGGCCAUGAGGGGCUCCUUCCUCUCCCCCUCCUCCCCCUCCUCCUCCUCCUCCACCACCUCCGCUAACGCCACCGCCGCCAACGCCACCGGCGCCACGGGCAAACUGGACCUGUCGGCGGCCUGCCGCCCCAGUCGUCUGGCCAGGGACAAAAAGAUCGCCAAGUCCCUGGCCAUCAUCGUGUGCGUGUUUGCCAUCUGCUGGGCGCCCUACACCCUCCUGAUGAUCAUCCGCGCCGCCUGCAGGGGGCGCUGCAUCCCGCAUCACUGGUAUGAGGUCACCUUCUGGCUCCUGUGGCUCAACUCGGCCAUUAACCCCUUCCUGUACCCGCUCUGCCACAGUAGCUUCCGCCGCGCCUUCGCCCGCAUCCUGUGCCCGCGGAGACGGGCCACUCAGUCCUCGGCUGACCUUCACGGCAGCCACUGACGGGAGAAUACACGCGCGCGCACACACACACGGAGGCGCGCGCACACACACACACACGCGCGAACAUGCGCGAGUGCACAUGGAUUUAUUAUUAAUGAAUGCGUAUUGUGUACAUCUUUACUUGAGUCAUUGGUGGUUGCAAAUAACGCUGGUCACAGCUCAGUACACAUGGGAGGACGGGAGAUGGAGUGAAACUAGAUUUUAGGAGUUAUUUUUGUCAUAAUGACCAUUGCUUGCGGCCUAUUUAGGCGGUACAAUUUAGGAGGUGUAGUUUAUUAGUGUUUUGUGCUAGGAAAUACUAGGAAAUACAGUGUAAAUGAUGUAUCAGACAUAAUUUAAAAGCGUUUUCUAUACAAUAUAGGAUGGAAAGGACGUAAAAGUGCCAUUUCAUGAAGCCAGUGGAUUUAUCAUCUUUGUUGGAACUUUACGUUGGGUGAAAGUGUGCACCAAAAAGCAAGUUCAAUAGGUUGAAGAGGAAGCACAUUUGCACUACUUCACUAAAAUAUAUCGUCUUGAAAAUGUUUACGACUAUCUCUUUAACAGAUCUCUCUCCUAAUCCCAUGGCAACAAUGCAAAACAGUAUUUGUUCGGAUAAACCGUCGAACAGAUGUAUUUCUGCUCAAGUACCACUAGAUGUCACCAUUUACCUUCACAGCAUUAUCUGCUAGCGGUGCUUCGGUGUUAGGUUGUUUUUUUGCUGUGUAAGUCAGCUUUAGGAAAUAUUUGGAAAUAUUUCAUGUUCAAGGUGGAUGUUUUACACAAUGAAUGUGAAUAGGCUACAUACAUUGAAACAAUAAAACGACCUAUUAUCAGUGCAAUACAAUAUGCUUGUGUAGGAUCGAUCUUUAAGUGUAUUUAUACUACGUUGUAUCUUUCUAUGGCUCAAACCGAGCGUAAGAACUUUGUUGUAAAAUGUAGUUAUUACGAACUUUAUGGUUAACUUUAACUGCAUGGUUUACUAUACGACAUUGUUUAACCAUCCGUGAAUAUGAGCCUUUUAAAACCAUGUCUGGAAGAUCCAUUGCAUCAAUUAAAAAACCAACCAUUGUUUUCCUGCACA
Messenger RNA from Gadus macrocephalus (Pacific cod), 2663 nucleotides. Its product is annotated as histamine H3 receptor-like. The record is from RefSeq and is a predicted model, not a curated record. Gene Ontology annotation, cellular component: membrane. Gene Ontology annotation, molecular function: histamine receptor activity. NCBI's taxonomy places the organism in Eukaryota, Metazoa, Chordata, Actinopteri, Gadiformes, Gadidae. The transcript has 3 exons. Gene Ontology annotation, biological process: adenylate cyclase-activating adrenergic receptor signaling pathway. Bases 284 to 1603 code for a protein of 439 amino acids.